GCCACUCUUUCAUUUCACGGACUGUUUUUUCACCCUCGACGCACUUUCUGGGAAUCGGCACUGCCCUCUUCUUCCUUCUCGCCGGACACAAUAACACCGAGUCUCCGCCGCCGGACCUCCGGCUUCCGCCUCCGCACAUUGAUUCAGGAUACACUCGAAUCGGGUGACUUUUCAAUCGAUUUUAUUCUCUCAAUAACCCGCAAAGAGGUCGAAUUGCGCUCUGGUUGGGGAUAGAGUUGGAUGAGAAUCUGAGAUGCCUCCGAAGCAGCAAGCGAAAGCCGAUGUAGCGAAGAAGCAGAAGGUCGUAGAGGACAAGACCUUCGGUUUGAAGAAUAAGAACAAGUCCAAAGCCGUCCAGAAAUACGUCCAGGCCCUCAAGCAGAACGUCCAGCCUAAACCUGACCCCAAAAAGGUCGAUGCUAAGAAAAAGAAAGAAGAAGAGAAGGCCAGAGAGAGGGAGCUCAAUGAAUUGUUUAAGGUUGCUGUUAGUCAGCCGAAGGUCCCACCCGGUGUGGAUCCAAAAUCAAUACUAUGCGAGUUCUUCAAAGCUGGACAGUGUACAAAAGGUUUCAAGUGCAAGUUCUCACAUGAUCUGAAUAUUCAGAGAAAAGGAGAAAAGAUUGACAUUUACAGUGAUAAACGUGAUAAUGGUGAUUAACUUGUUAUAGUCAUUGUAAUGUAGUAUUUACUCAUUUUUGGCUGUAUCUUUGUUGAUCUUCCUAUUUUAUUUGAAUUUGUUUUUUUACUUGAUUUUUGCUUAAAAAGAAACAAUGGAGGACUGGGACCAAGAGACUUUGGAGAAGGUUGUGGCAUCAAAAAGCGAGGAAUAUAACAAAAACAAACCCACAGAUAUUGUUUGUAAAUACUUUUUGGAAGCUGUGGAGAAGAAGCAAUAUGGAUGGUUUUGGACCUGUCCCAAUGGUGGUAAAGACUGCCACUAUCGGCAUGCUCUUCCCCCAGGUUAUGUUCUGAAAUCACAGAUGAAGGCUUUGUUAGAGGAAGAAACAACAAAAGUAUCUAUAGAGGAAGAGAUUGAAGAUAAGCGUUCAAAAUUGACCACAUCAACUCCUAUG
Molecule: messenger RNA, 1073 nt
Organism: Cuscuta campestris
Lineage: Eukaryota; Viridiplantae; Streptophyta; Magnoliopsida; Solanales; Convolvulaceae
Source: the annotation of a GenBank genome assembly